GCAGCUCUACCAGGAAACAAACAGCUACGAAAAAAAGGCUAAAUAGUCGCUAUCCUCCUACUGCUCUCUUGUUUUCAGCGAUGUAGAGAAAAGAGGCUGAGCUACUCUUAAAUAAAACAGCAGGACCCAUGACCCUGACACGAGGAUCCUUUACUUACUCCAACGGCGAGGAGUACCACGGGGAAUGGAAAGAAGGUCUUCGUCAUGGCCUGGGUCAGUUGACCUUCAGCGAUGGGACGUGCUACACUGGACAGUUUGAAAAUGGCCUCUUCAAUGGUUGUGGGGUGCUGGUCUUUCCUGACGGCUCCAGGUAUGAAGGAGAAUUUGUGCAGGGGAAGUUUCAAGGUGUCGGCGUCUUCACUCGCUUUGAUGGCAUGAAGUUUGAGGGCGAAUUUAAAAGUGGCUGUGUGGAUGGCUAUGGAGUGCUGGCGUUUGUGGACGGAGGCCCCGGAGGAGGCACCCACGAGGGUCUGUUUGAGACCAGCCAGCUGAUGAAGAGAGAGAACAGCCAGGGAGCUGUGCAGCGGGCGCAGGCGGCAGCUGCCAAGGCCCGAGCUCUGGCCAUGUGACGUGGACUACAUCACCCACAGUGCCCCAGUACCAGAAUCAUCCUCCCAACACUACCCCCUUGGUUUGAGGUGUUUAAUUUUUCCUUUAAUUUUAUUACUCUUUGGCUCCUUCUCAUCCACUUUUUGUUGGACUGGUAAGUUAGUUUUUAGGAUUUUAUUCUUAUACGUCUGUUCUAUCUCUCAUUCAUGUAACAUGCAGUAUGCGCAGAGAAGAAAUGAAUGGCUCCCUUAAGUUUUGUCAACACAGCCACUGAAUCAGGAUCUGCUGAGCCAAACGCAGAUUUAAUGUUCAGUUCACACACUGGUGCUAAAUCUGUUUCAGGGUCAGGUAAUCUGACAAAACACAGAAGUGCAUGUGGACGUUUUCCAGUAAACACUGAUUUGGUGAGUUUUAUGUCAAAAGAAUAUCUGACAUGUGAGUUUAAAGUGACCUAAAUUUAUUUUAAAAAAGAAGACAAUAUUUAUGUUUCAAAGUGAAAGUGCACAAAAAAAUAGUGAGACUUUAUAUUUCUGAAUAAAUUAACUAUUAACAAAUGGUAGAUAAACAAAAGUAAAACAAAUUAUUCUGAUUUGAUUUAAUGUUUAUUUUUACUGGUGAAUUCUCAAGCCUAACAAAUAUAAAAGUCAUAACUGGUUUAAAACCAAAGAUUACAUUUUUAAUUUUUAAUCACAGUUUUAUUCAAAUUUAUUGAUGUAAAACUUGUGUUAGAGCUGUUUUGUCUUCAAAUAUUCAGCAGAGCGCUACAGACCAUGGCUAUAACAAAGGACGUAAAUGUGGUAAAAAGUAACUUUAUUGCAUUACACAGCAGACAACCAACAAACAGGGGACAGGCACAUUUUCAUUACUAACAUAAAAAAUACAAACGUAUUUGAUUUAAUAAGAGAUUAUUCAUUUAGGAACAAAAGCAACAGUAGAUUCAGUACUCAAUUCUAGUCACUUGAAUUAGUGUUUCAGCAGCACUGACAUGCUUUCACAUGGAAAUGAAGUCAUUCAUAUACGUUUAGAACAAAAUGUCUAAAAACUUUAUUUUAUAGGUCUCAGAUUUUAAUGAGCGAUUUCAAAGAAUUCUGCCAUGUGAUUCUAAUUAGAGUCAAAAUACAGACCAUGAAUAAGUGGAACGCUGUUAUUUACUUCAUUGCUUGAGACAGUGUAGCAGAAGUCAGCUGACACUGCAAAUAUAUAAACAAAGCUUACAGUUUCAGGUACUGUUUGUAUAAAUGAAAUUUACAAUUACAAAGAGAAAUGAGUUACUGCUUGAGAACUGUCCACAUAGGUCAGCUCUAAGGAAACUUACACAACAAUGGAUUGCCUGUUUUUAGUCAAAUUAAAUAUAAGGGAAAACUAUUCAAAAAGGUGUCAACAGGCUUCAUUCUUACUUACCACUAAAUCUGAAAUAAAUCAAUGAAAGGAAUGUUUAUUUUCAUAUCAGCACUUGUUUUGAACAUCAGCUCACCAGAUCAGUACUUUCUGGGUUUCCUACCUUCCCUUUAAAAUGCGUGUUUUUUUUCUGACCUCUUAUUGGUGCUCUAAGGAGAAUACAGAUUGUUCAGUUUGAGUCAGAGAGAUGUCAUGAGGGCCUUGGUUAGAGACGAUGUGAGCAGCGUUUGGUGGUCCUUUUCACUCAGUGCCGUUACAGCUCAGUCUGAUUACAGAACAGCAGGAACAUCUUCCUCAGUGCCAAACACACAGUGCCAAGCGGCUGCAGCUGAUCCCGAAUCAGUGGCUUAUUAUCAGAGAGGAAGCUGGGAGGGGGGAGGAUGGGGAUUAAUAGUGAGGAGAAUGGGAGUGCCAGCAUUGUCACAGGCUGCAAUAAUGAGUACAAUUUCUGUUUUGGAGGUGCAAUUUGAUAAUAGCAUGCAAUUUAUGUUUGAAAGCAAGAUUUUCCUUCCACCGGCAGUUGAGGAGCUUCCUGCUCUGUCAGGAAAGAAAGGCUUUGUAGGUGAAAGGGAGGGCCAUCUGAUGAAGGAGAGGCUCAAAUGACUUGAAGGGUUUCGUGGGAGAACUAUGUGCACCUUUUUCUGCGUGAAAUUUGAGCCAUUUUCUAAGAAACAGCAUUAAGAUUAUGCCUCUUUUUUUAAAUGUCAAAAUGUAACCUCAAUUUAUGUCAAAAUCCAUGAACCAAAAACAUUGUGUAUUUUUGCAGUGCAAAUCUUCACAUAGGCCAAGGUUUUCCAGCAAGGUAAAACAUAUUGUAAUGUGCUCUAUGCACUUUUCUUUUUUACUCUUCACAACCCUUAAUUAUGUCACUUUGGAGUCUCAUCUGAUGUUUACAGUUUGUGUAUCCUACCCCCCCCAAACAAACGAAAAAAGUAAGUAGCACAUACUUUAUGUGUAUCAUACCUGCUGGGAAUCAGUGGCCAUCUAUGUAAUGAGACUGGUGGUGUAGAUGUGCUAUAUAUAUAUGUGUGUGUGAAUGUAGUCGUACUGUUGUGGGUGGGGGUUGGGGUAUUCAACGUGUAAUGGAGUUAAGUGUCAGUUACGUGAAUGUUCCAGUGUGCAAUUAAUUUGGGAUGUGGUUUGGGGGCCGAUGUCUUCCCUGCUGACCAGUUUGACAGCGACAUCUAAAAGAGCUGAAGUGAUGGAGGCAUCUUACACCUUUUAAUUGGCUUUGGGAUCCAAACAGAAACUGUCAAACAUAUGCGGUUAUUAGGGGAUGACGUGGGCUGGGUUUCCACUGGAAUAAUCUUUAGUCUUAUUCACUGUAUUAUUUCAGACAAAAAUGUUGUGACUAUGUUCAUAAAGAAUCUUUUAACUUUGUCCUGUAUUGUAUUUAACUGAAUGAUCCCAUGUUCCUUCACAGUCUUAGAAAACAAAGAGGAUAAUGAAACCCUUUAAAAUGCACCUUAAAACCUCAACUUUAAAAGUUGCCAUGUGAUAUUAACACAGAUGACUGUCUCUCAGCAUUAGCAAAGUUACGCUUUCUAAUGUGGGUAUGACUGAAAUCAUUGGUUCACUGUGAUGAGUAUUAAUUAUUAAUGAGGGUGCCAUCUAAAUCCACCCUAAAACAGAAUUCACAUAUUUCAGAAAAAGUCAAACGAUCUCUAAGAAUGUAGCUUUGAGACAGUUUAUGGACUUAAAGAGAGAAUUAGGUUACAUGCUAUCUGCCAUAGCUUUUAGAGCUGGUUGGAACAUUAUAAUAAUAAUGGAUACUUUAUUGA
Molecule: messenger RNA, 3728 nt
Organism: Maylandia zebra (zebra mbuna)
Lineage: Eukaryota; Metazoa; Chordata; Actinopteri; Cichliformes; Cichlidae
Product: MORN repeat-containing protein 4
Biological process (GO): response to axon injury
Cellular component (GO): cell projection
Source: RefSeq, a predicted model, not a curated record